Molecule: messenger RNA, 921 nt
Organism: Penicillium brevicompactum
Lineage: Eukaryota; Fungi; Ascomycota; Eurotiomycetes; Eurotiales; Aspergillaceae
Exons: 1
Coding region: 1-921 (306 amino acids)
Source: RefSeq, a predicted model, not a curated record
AUGCACCCUACCGUUAGGGAACGCACUGCAGAGGCCGAUAGGAGUUUCAAUCCCUUACCACCAAGCCUAAUACCGCAGGGCCAACCGCCCAGGCCCAGUACUGCUAUACAAUACCCCGUCUUCAACCCGGAGCUCCCAAAGCUACAGUUCUCUCCGUCACCGCUAUAUGCAAAAGGCUGGAGCAACCUCCUACGCCACUAUCCAGGCGAUCUCAAGUCUACCAUCACUGGCAUCAUGACCUACGGCGUCCAGAUUGGCUAUAGGGACAAGAAGCAGUUUUAUCACUCCUCCAACCAUCACAUACGCGAACUUGAAAUGAUCUCGGCCAAACUCGCAGAGGAUCUUAACCUCGGUCGCAUUAGAUUGGCCUGUAGGCCCUCCUUCGUUUCACCGCUGGGGUUAGUCCCUAAGCACCAUGGGGGAUGGCGCCGCAUCCAUGAUCUAUCCUGGCCCCCUGGACAAGGCCUUAACCAGGGCAUACCGGACUCCUGGUCAGCUAUUGAAUACACAACAAUCGAUGAUAUCUACGAGCAGGUCAUAAAAGCUGGCCCAGGUUGCACAAUCAUCAAGAGGGAUAUUAAGGACGCCUUCCGAAUAGUCCCUGUUGCUGAGGAUAACCAGCAUCUUCUUGCCUUCCAGUGGAACGAUUGUACUUAUGUCGAAUGCUGCCUCCCCUUUGGCCUCGCUACGGCCCCAUUUCUCUUCAACCUCUUCGCCGAGGCUCUCCAUUGGAUAAUCCAAUGCCUCCUUGCUGUAUUCUAUAUCAAUCAUUACCUAGAUGACUUCAUCGCAAUCAUUCGGUCUCCCUCAGUGUCCGACCCUAUUGGUCCCUUUGAUGAGGUUUACAACGGAGUCACCGCCUACCUGCGUAUCCCUCGCAAUACCAAAAGGACCAACAAGGGACAUGUGUUACAGUCUUAG